Ceratotherium simum simum (southern white rhinoceros) is the source of this 2465-nucleotide messenger RNA. NCBI's taxonomy places the organism in Eukaryota, Metazoa, Chordata, Mammalia, Perissodactyla, Rhinocerotidae. The record is from RefSeq and is a predicted model, not a curated record.
AUGGUUUUCCUUCAUAUUCCUCAGAUCUUCUCUUCUGUGUUAGUGGGAUGUUUUAGUAUUGGACACACAUCUCCAAGCAUUGAAGCGUUUGCAAACGCAAGAGGAGCAGCGUAUGAAAUCUUCAAGAUAAUUGAUAACAAGCCUAGCAUUGACAGCUAUUCUAAGAAUGGAGACAAACCAGAUAAUAUUAAGGGAAAUUUGGAGUUCAGAAAUGUUCACUUCAGUUACCCAUCUCGAAAAGAAGUUCAGAUCUUGAAAGGCCUCAACCUGAAGGUUCAGAGUGGGCAGACGGUGGCCCUGGUUGGGAGCAGCGGCUGCGGGAAAAGCACGACAGUCCAGCUGAUGCAGAGGCUCUAUGACCCCACGGAGGGCGUGGUCAGCAUUGAUGGACAGGACAUUAAGACCAUAAACGUAAGGUAUCUUCGGGAAAUUACUGGUGUGGUGAGUCAGGAACCUGUGUUGUUUGCCACCACAAUAGCUGAAAACAUUCGCUAUGGCCGUGAAAAUGUCACCGUGGAGGAGAUCGAGAAAGCUGUCAAGGAAGCUAAUGCCUAUGACUUCAUCAUGAAACUGCCUAAUAAAUUUGACACCCUGGUUGGAGAGAGAGGGGCCCAGCUGAGUGGUGGACAGAAGCAGAGAAUCGCCAUUGCACGAGCCCUGGUUCGUAACCCCAAGAUCCUCCUGCUGGACGAGGCCACAUCAGCCUUGGACACUGAGAGUGAAGCAGUGGUUCAGGCGGCCCUGGACAAGGCCAGAAAAGGCCGGACCACCAUUGUGAUAGCUCAUCGCUUGUCUACAGUUCGUAAUGCUGAUGUCAUUGCUGGUUUGGAUAAUGGAGUCAUUGUGGAGGAAGGCAGUCAUGAUGAACUCAUGAAAGAGAAAGGCAUUUACUUCAAACUUGUGACAAUGCAGACAAGAGGAAAUGAAAUUGAAUUAGAAAAUGCAAUUGGUGAAUCCAAGAGUGAAACUGAAAUGUCUCCAAAAGAUUCAGGAUCGAGUCUAAGAAGAAGAAGAUCAACUCGCAAGAAUAUCCAUGCACAACAAGGCCCAGAGACACAGCUUGGUACAACAGAGUCCCAGGAUGAAAAUGUACCUCCAAUUUCCUUUUGGAGGAUUCUGCAGCUGAAUAUAACCGAAUGGCCUUAUUUUGUAGUUGGCAUAUUUUGUGCCAUUAUAAGUGGAGGACUGCAACCAGCAUUUGCAGUAAUAUUUUCAAGGAUUGUAGGGGUGUUUACCAGAGAUGAGGAUCCUGAAACAAAACGACAGAAUAGUAACAUGUUUUCACUAUUGUUUCUCGUCCUUGGAAUUAUUUCUUUUAUUACAUUUUUCCUACAGGGCUACAUGUUUGCCAAAGCUGGAGAGAUCCUCACUAGGCGGCUCCGAUACCUGGUUUUCCGAUCGAUGCUGAGACAGGAUGUGAGCUGGUUCGAUAACCCUAAAAACACCACUGGAGCAUUGACUACCAGGCUUGCCAAUGACGCUGGUCAAGUUAAAGGGCUGAUUGAUGGCAAAGAAAUAAAGCACCUGAAUGUCCAGUGGCUGCGAGCACACCUGGGCAUCGUGUCCCAGGAGCCCAUCCUGUUUGACUGCAGCAUUGGUGAGAACAUCGCCUACGGAGACAACAGCCGGGUCGUGUCACAGGAAGAGAUUGUGCAGGCAGCUAAGGAGGCCAACAUACACCGUUUCAUUGAGACACUGCCUGAUAAAUAUGACACCAGAGUAGGAGACAAAGGGACUCAGCUCUCUGGCGGCCAGAAACAGCGCAUUGCCAUAGCUCGUGCCCUUGUGAGACAGCCUCAGAUUUUGCUUUUGGAUGAAGCUACAUCAGCUCUGGAUACAGAAAGUGAGAAGGUUGUCCAAGAAGCUCUGGACAAAGCCAGAGAAGGCCGCACCUGCAUCGUGAUCGCUCACCGCCUGUCCACCAUCCAGAACGCAGACUUGAUAGUGGUGAUUCAGAAUGGCAGAGUCAAGGAGCACGGCACACACCAACAGCUGCUGGCGCAGAAAGGCAUCUAUUUUACCUUGGUCAGCGUCCAGGCUGGAGCAAAGCGCUAGUGAACUGUGACCAUAUGAGCUGUGAAAUAUUUUCUAAUAUUUGUUAAAUGUGGCAUUUAAUCAAAGUUAAAAAGCGAGUGCUUACUCAAUAAACUACGUAGAGUUACCUGUUUAACAUUUCCUGCCACAGUGGGAGAUCAUUCCACCACGUUCUGAGUCUUCAGAGACUAUAAUGAAAGAAACAGAAAGAAUCAUCAUCAAAUGGAGUAAAAUAAUGGUUUUAAUUGCAUUUGAAAUUUAUAGAGUAAUUCAAAGUAGAUUUUGGUAGUAAAGUAUAUAAUUUUUGUUUAUAUUUUCUUAUUUGGACUGUAACUGACUGCUUUGCUAAAAGAUUAUAGAAGUAGCAAAAAGUACUGAAUGUUUGCACAAAGUGCCUAUAAUAAAACUAAACUUUUAUAUGACUGGAGUCA